This is a messenger RNA of Arvicanthis niloticus (Nile rat), 10683 nucleotides long. The record is from RefSeq and is a predicted model, not a curated record. Lineage: Eukaryota; Metazoa; Chordata; Mammalia; Rodentia; Muridae.
AGAAUACAUAUCUGUAGUUAAUAACAGAUGCAGUGUUCUUAGAAUGAUGUGAGGAUGUUGGUCUUUGUAAAUUGAAAACUGAGUUUUUGGAUUUUGAUUUUGAUGGUAAGAAUAUCUGUAGAAUUGAAACUUGAUUAUGAACUUUACAUUUACUUAGAUUUAACAUAAUUGCUUUUGGUUGUAAAACUAAAAUGGAUUACUUCAUUGAUUGGUGUGACAUGGUUUUGACCAAUAGGGUUCAGUAAAGGAAUGUUUUAAGUUCUUUGGGCAUGUGUUUGUGGUUGGUUACUUGUCUGCAUGGGAGAGAACACUUUGUUGCAUUUGUAAUUUUGUUUCUAUAGACCUGUGCUUCCAUCUUGAAGGAGUUUGUCUUCCAGAGUUGAUAAUUGGCUAUUAGAUGUGGUCUAUUAUUGUAAGUGACCUGUUGAUGAAAUGUGAGUGUAGCUAGAAUUUGACUUGAAACUGAAUUUGUGUAGCUAGAAUUUGACUUGAAAGUGAAGGGUUCUUUUGGUUUUGGAGUUGAGGUUGAGUGAUUUAAAAGUGGCCAAGGUGGUGUAUAUUCUUGAAUUUGAAGUUACUCAUUUUGCCCAAAUAUAUAUGUAUAUUUGAAGUAAAUACGUUUGAUGUGUGGCACUUCUAAGGUUAAUGGUUUUUGCAAAGAAGUUUGUUUCUUCUGGGGGAAAAUGGUUGUACUAACUUUUGUUCUACUGCAGUUGAACACUAGGGAGGCGCUCUUGAGUUGUAAAAAAAUUACCCCUUCCUUCCAGUUGAGGUGGAAAAUUCCCUCUUAAUCUUUUGAUGUUUUUAGGCACCAUAAAGAAGGCAAGAGUUGAUUUAAUUUAUGGUGUUGAAAUGUUGCUAAUAUUUACAAGCCAUUUUACCCAUGGUGGGGUGUUAAUUUUUUUAAAGAUUAGUACUUAAACUGAGCUUUAGAGUCUCUAAUAAUUAUCUUUAUUUCAAAAUGGCUUGAUAAAACUCCACUUCCUGUCCAGGGAGGAAGUUAUUUUAGCUCAAGGACUGAAAUAUUUAGCAGAUCUUUAGACAAAAGGAACAAAUUACAUUUCUCUCUGGCUUAAAAAGGGUGCUUGAGCCAGAGGGGGUUAAGAAGCCCUUCCCCCUCCCCCUGAUGGAGUGGUCUGGAGGGGCAGGGAGGUGUGGAGUUGGGGGUCUCUAGGCUCCCUUGGAUGGAGGAUCUGGUUCUUUUUCUUUUUUUCUUUUUUUUUUUUUUUUUGGUGGAGAUGAAGGGGUGGGUCUAUGGUACAUCACCUGAGUUGUGGGGUAAAUGUAGAGAGUGUCAAUCAAAGGCAGAGCUCUCAGAGCUGGGAAGGAGGCUCUAGAUGGCGGCUGUGCCUUAGAGAGAGCGCGCUUUGCUCCCUGCUUCGGUUCACUUUACGCAACUUUCCCUAACUUUCGGGCAGCCUCAGGGGGCCCCCGCAGCCCCCUGCCUCUUCUAGUGACUUACUGGGGUCGAUCCGAACCUUUUUUUGGGAGAAAAGCUGCUUUUAGGAGCUUUCUUUUCGUGCCUUGUUGGAAGAAGCUGCCGUAUUGAGAGCCCAGGUCGUUGUUUUUUCCAGCUUAGAAGCCAUGGCGCACCUCCAUUUUUGUGCGCUCUCCUAAUGAGGGUUUUUUCCCCCUUCCGGACCUGUUUUAGUAUUAAUUAUUGCUUUAUUUUUUGACAAGUCAACAUAUUUAAGGAUUAUUUCAUUUACUUUUUGUUUUUUAACGGAGGAUUUUGCGUUUUAAAAAUUAUUUUGGAUCUGAUAUUUUUCUAGUACUAGAUAGGACUCUCGCUUUGGACAUACUACAUGGAUCAGGUAAGUCCAUGAUAAUCAGCGAUAAUUUAAAAAAAAUUAUGUUUAAGUUGGCUUUAUUUACUGUAAAUAUGAGAAAUUCCUGGAUGACGCAAUAAGAUACAGAGAUUGUUAUUUGUAUCCAGUAUGUUACUUUUGAGAAACUUUCCUUAUUGAUAGUGAUGCUUCUACCGUUCAGUUUAUCCCCCAUUUAUUUUAAAACGGAAAAAUAUAAAGAUUUUGUUUUUUUUUGGUGCUUAUCGUUGUUGCAUUACAUGAAUAUCGCUAACAUCGUCAGGACUUUGUUCCUGAUAAUAAAACCACCCAUAGAAGCUGGGACCUUACCUUUCUUUCAACUUUUGACAGUAAAUACCUGGGCACAGGACUUCAAAGCAAAUACAGAUUCCCCCUCCCCCUUAAUAUUUAAGAAUUAAAAGAUGAUGAGAAAUAAGGACAAAAGCCAAGAGGAGGACAGCUCGCUGCACAGCAAUGCAUCGAGUCAUUCAGCCUCUGAAGAAGCUUCAGCUUCAGACUCUGGCAGUCAGUCUGAAAGUGAGCAGGGCAGCGAUCCCGGAAGUGGACAUGGCAGCGAGUCCAAUAGCAGUUCGGAAUCUUCUGAGAGCCAAUCAGAGUCUGAGAGUGAAUCGGCAGGUUCCAAAUCUCAGCCAGUCCUUCCAGAAGCCAAAGAGAAGCCUGCCUCUAAGAAGGAACGGAUAGCUGAUGUGAAGAAGAUGUGGGAAGAAUAUCCUGAUGUUUAUGGGGUUAGGAGGUCAAAUCGAAGCAGACAAGAACCAUCCCGAUUUAAUAUUAAAGAAGAGGCAAGUAGCGGGUCUGAGAGUGGGAGUCCGAAAAGAAGAGGCCAGAGGCAGCUGAAAAAACAAGAAAAAUGGAAACAGGACCCCUCAGAAGACGAACAGGAACAGGGAACCAGUGCAGAGAGUGAGGCAGAACAAAAGAAAGUAAAAGCUAGAAGACCUGUCCCUAGGAGAACAGUGCCCAAACCUCAAGUUAAAAAGCAACCUAAGAUUCAACGUGGAAAGAGGAAAAAACAAGAGUCUUCAGAUGAUGAUGACGACGACGAUGAAGCUCCCAAAAGGCAGACUCGACGAAGAGCUGCUAAAAAUGUGAGUUACAAAGAAGAUGAUGACUUUGAGACUGAUUCAGAUGAUCUCAUUGAAAUGACUGGAGAAGGAGUUGAUGAACAGCAAGAUAAUAGUGAAACUAUUGAAAAGGUCUUAGAUUCAAGACUGGGAAAGAAAGGAGCCACUGGAGCAUCUACCACUGUGUAUGCUGUUGAAGCUAAUGGAGAUCCUAGUGGUGACUUUGACACGGAGAGGGAGGAAGGUGAAAUCCAAUACCUUAUCAAGUGGAAGGGCUGGUCUUAUAUUCACAGCACAUGGGAGAGUGAAGAAUCCUUACAACAACAGAAAGUGAAGGGCCUAAAAAAACUAGAGAAUUUCAAGAAGAAAGAGGACGAGAUCAAGCAAUGGUUAGGGAAAGUUUCUCCUGAAGAUGUUGAAUAUUUUAAUUGCCAACAGGAGCUGGCAUCAGAAUUAAAUAAACAGUAUCAGAUAGUAGAAAGAGUAAUAGCUGUGAAGACAAGUAAAUCUGCACUGGGCCAAACAGAUUUUCCAGCUCACAGUCGGAAGCCAGCGCCUUCAAAUGAGCCUGAGUAUCUGUGCAAGUGGAUGGGGCUUCCCUACUCAGAGUGCAGCUGGGAAGACGAAGCCUUGAUUGGAAAGAAAUUCCAGAACUGUAUCGACAGCUUCCACAGUCGAAACAACUCCAAAACCAUUCCGACAAGAGAAUGCAAGGCACUAAAGCAAAGACCACGAUUUGUAGCUUUGAAGAAGCAACCAUCAUACUUAGGAGGAGAGAAUCUGGAGCUCCGAGACUAUCAACUGGAGGGCCUCAACUGGCUUGCUCACUCCUGGUGCAAAAGUAACAGUGUAAUUCUUGCUGAUGAAAUGGGCCUAGGAAAGACCAUCCAGACCAUAUCGUUUCUCUCCUAUCUGUUCCACCAGCACCAGCUCUACGGGCCCUUUCUUAUAGUUGUUCCCUUAUCCACCCUUACCUCAUGGCAGAGAGAGUUUGAGAUCUGGGCGCCAGAGAUUAAUGUCGUGGUUUACAUAGGUGACCUGAUGAGCAGAAAUACGAUAAGGGAAUAUGAAUGGAUUCAUUCUCAAACUAAAAGGCUGAAGUUCAAUGCACUUAUAACAACAUAUGAGAUCCUCUUAAAAGAUAAGACCGUGCUGGGCAGUAUUAACUGGGCCUUCCUGGGAGUAGAUGAAGCCCAUCGGUUGAAGAAUGAUGACUCUUUAUUGUAUAAAACUCUGAUUGAUUUCAAGUCCAACCAUAGGCUACUGAUCACGGGCACCCCUCUUCAGAAUUCCCUCAAGGAGCUUUGGUCCUUGCUGCACUUUAUUAUGCCGGAGAAGUUUGAGUUCUGGGAAGAUUUUGAAGAAGACCAUGGAAAAGGGAGAGAGAAUGGCUACCAGAGUCUUCAUAAGGUACUAGAGCCUUUUCUUCUUCGAAGAGUCAAAAAAGAUGUGGAGAAAUCCCUUCCUGCCAAGGUGGAGCAGAUUCUCAGGGUGGAGAUGUCAGCCCUUCAGAAACAGUAUUAUAAAUGGAUCCUGACUAGGAAUUACAAGGCUCUUGCCAAAGGAACAAGAGGCAGCACAUCUGGCUUCCUUAAUAUUGUGAUGGAGCUGAAAAAGUGCUGCAACCACUGUUACCUGAUCAAAGCUCCCGAGGAUAGCGAAAGGGAGACCGGCCAGGAGGUCCUUCAGUCCCUAAUUAGGAGCAGUGGGAAGCUGAUUCUGUUAGACAAACUGUUGACCAGACUCCGAGACCGGGGAAACAGAGUCCUUAUCUUCUCUCAGAUGGUGAGGAUGUUGGAUAUCCUGGCUGAGUACCUGACUAUAAAACACUACCCUUUCCAGCGCCUGGAUGGUUCUAUCAAGGGAGAAAUCCGAAAACAGGCAUUGGAUCACUUCAAUGCAGAUGGGUCUGAGGACUUCUGCUUCCUGCUCUCCACACGGGCUGGCGGCCUGGGAAUCAAUUUGGCUUCAGCAGACACAGUCGUCAUCUUUGACUCCGACUGGAACCCCCAGAACGACUUGCAGGCACAAGCCCGAGCACAUAGAAUUGGUCAGAAGAAGCAGGUGAAUAUUUACCGCCUGGUUACAAAGGGGACUGUGGAAGAGGAGAUCAUAGAACGGGCCAAAAAGAAGAUGGUGUUGGACCAUCUGGUGAUUCAGCGCAUGGAUACCACUGGCAGGACAGUUCUCGAAAACAACUCAGGAAGAUCCAACUCAAACCCUUUUAAUAAAGAAGAGCUGACAGCUAUUUUGAAAUUUGGAGCAGAGGAUCUCUUCAAAGAAAUUGAAGGAGAGGAGUCAGAGCCUCAGGAAAUGGAUAUAGAUGAAAUUUUACGCUUAGCUGAAACCAGAGAGAAUGAAGUAUCAACUAGUGCAACAGACGAGCUGCUAUCACAGUUUAAGGUUGCCAACUUUGCAACGAUGGAAGAUGAAGAGGAGCUGGAAGAGCGUCCUCACAAGGACUGGGAUGAAAUCAUUCCUGAAGAGCAAAGGAAGAAAGUAGAGGAGGAAGAGCGGCAGAAGGAGCUGGAAGAAAUAUAUAUGCUGCCUCGGAUUCGCAGUUCCACUAAAAAGGCUCAGACAAAUGACAGUGAUUCUGACACUGAGUCUAAGAGGCAGGCCCAGAGGUCAUCCGCUUCCGAGAGUGAGACGGAUGACUCUGAUGACGAUAAGAAGCCAAAGCGCAGAGGGCGCCCCCGGAGUGUGCGCAAAGACCUCGUGGAGGGCUUCACGGAUGCCGAGAUCAGGAGGUUCAUCAAGGCUUAUAAGAAGUUUGGUCUCCCUCUUGAAAGGCUGGAGUGCAUAGCACGGGAUGCUGAGCUGGUUGAUAAGUCUGUGGCAGACUUGAAACGCCUGGGAGAGCUGAUUCACAAUAGCUGUGUGUCAGCAAUGCAGGAGUAUGAGGAGCAGCUGAAAGAAAAUGCCAGUGAAGGAAAAGGACCAGGCAAGAGAAGAGGCCCGACAAUCAAGAUCUCUGGGGUUCAGGUUAACGUGAAGUCCAUUAUCCAACAUGAGGAAGAGUUUGAGAUGCUGCAUAAAUCUAUCCCUGUGGAUCCUGAGGAAAAAAAAAAAUACUGCUUAACCUGCCGAGUCAAAGCAGCACACUUCGACGUCGAGUGGGGCGUGGAGGAUGACUCUCGUCUGCUGCUUGGAAUCUACGAACAUGGCUAUGGAAAUUGGGAGCUAAUUAAGACAGACCCAGAGCUAAAGCUGACUGAUAAAAUUCUACCAGUGGAGACAGAUAAAAAGCCUCAGGGGAAGCAGCUGCAGACCCGAGUGGACUACUUGUUGAAGCUGCUCAGGAAGGGUCUGGAGAAAAAGGGCACCGUGACCAGUGGGGAAGAGGCUAAACUAAAGAAGCGGAAGCCUCGAGUUAAAAAGGAGAAUAAAGCACCCAGGCUGAAGGAUGAGCAUGGGCUAGAGCUGUCUCCUAGACAUUCUGACAACCCUUCUGAAGAGGGGGAAGUGAAGGAUGAUGGCCUAGAAAAAAGUCCAACGAAAAAAAAGCAGAAGAAGAAAGAGAACAAGGAGAACAAAGAGAAACCAGUGAGUUCUCGGAAGGACAGGGAAGGAGACAAAGAGAGGAAGAAAUCCAAGGAAAAGAAAGCGAAGGUUAAAGGUGGUGAUGCCAAGUCUUCAAGUAAAGCAAAGCGAUCUCAGGGUCCUGUCCACAUUACAGCAGGAAGUGAACCUGUUCCCAUUGGGGAGGAUGAAGAUGAUGAUCUGGACCAGGAAACCUUCAGCAUUUGUAAGGAGAGGAUGCGGCCUGUGAAGAAGGCACUGAAACAGUUGGACAAACCUGACAAGGGACUCAGUGUGCAAGAACAGCUGGAACACACCAGGAACUGCCUGCUUAAAAUUGGAGACCGCAUAGCCGAGUGCCUUAAAGCUUACUCAGACCAGGAGCACAUCAAAUUGUGGAGGAGGAACCUAUGGAUUUUUGUUUCCAAGUUUACAGAAUUUGAUGCACGAAAACUCCAUAAGUUAUAUAAGAUGGCUCAUAAGAAAAGAUCUCAAGAAGAGGAGGAACAAAAGAAGAAAGAUGAUUCGCUUGGUGGUAAGAAACCAUUUCGACCAGAGACCUCGGGCUCAAGCCGGGAUUCUCUGAUAUCUCAGUCCCAUACCUCACACAACCUUCAUCCUCAGAAGCCUCAUUUGCCUGCCUCCCAUGGCCCACAGAUGCAUGGACAUCCAAGAGAUAACUACAGUCAUCCCAACAAGAGACACUUUAGUAAUGCAGAUCGAGGAGACUGGCAGAGGGAAAGAAAGUUCAACUAUGGUGGUGGUAACAAUGCCCCCUGGGGGGGUGACCGGCACCAUCAGUAUGAGCAGCACUGGUAUAAGGACCACCACUAUGGUGACCGGAGACAUAUGGAUGCUCACCGUUCUGGAAGCUACCGACCUAACAACAUGUCUAGAAAGAGACCAUAUGACCAGUACAACAGCGACCGAGACCACCGGGGACACAGAGACUAUUAUGACAGGCACCAUCAUGACUCCAAGCGAAGGAGGUCAGAUGACUUUAGGCCCCAGAAUUAUCACCAGCAGGAUUUUCGACGAAUGUCUGACCACAGACCCACCAUGGGUUACCACGGCCAGGGACCCUCAGACCAUUAUCGCUCUUUCCACACAGACAAGUUGGGGGAAUAUAAACAGCCCAUGCCUUCAUUGCACACCACGCUCUCAGACCCUCGCUCACCCCCUUCCCAGAAAUCUCCCCAUGAUUCCAAGUCACCCUUGGAUCAUAGGUCUCCUUUGGAGAGAUCACUAGAACAGAAAAACAACCCAGAUUAUAACUGGAAUGUUCGGAAAACAUAAAGGACCCCUCCUAAAGCGGAGAGAGAGCACAGGAGUCAUCAAGCACUUGGGCGUUUUGGUCUGAUCCAGCUGUGGCCAGUGGUCAGGCUGGUGAGUGACAUUUCUGGAUACACUGCUGCUGAAUCCACUGACUUGGCAGCUGAAGGAGCACUUGAAGGAGUUGGAGGCCUUCGUCUGCUGCUUUGGUUUGGUCUCCACUCCUGCACUUUGGCACGCCCAUCCCAUCCUAGCCUAUCAUGGCCUCUCACCUCCAUGGGUGCUAGGAGGAGAUGACUAUAUACCAGCUUCAUUGGGCUGCUUCCUCAGUGAAGGAAUCCGGGAUCUUGAGAGUCAAUGAAUGUUCUAUUCAGCAUGAGUGACCAGGGCAAGGACCUGACGGACAGUAUGUGAUUGGUUCACCGUGACACGAGGGAUGCUGCUCAUGGGAAGUAGGAUCACAGGGUGGGUUUCACACUGCAAGACUUGAAAAGGGAGCAGGUACACCCCUCAGCUGUGUUCUUGGGAGAAAUGACACACUUGGUCUCAUUAUGUGAAGUGGGCUGGGGAGAAUGAGACAGGGAAAUGACCGCCGCCAUGGCCUCCUCCCUGCCAACACUAAUUUUCCCCUGCACUAUCUUUGUACAUUUCAAAGGUUUGGUCUUCUGGGCGGUGGUCAUUUCCCCUCAUUGUCAGGGAAAGUUGGAUCCCUCUGGCUGACUUAGAGUACUGUGACUUGGGCAUUGCUGAUGCCAGCGUGGGGUUUACUUGUUUGGGGAGUAGGCUAAGUGGGUGUAGGGGUGGAGAUGGGGGUGGGGUAGUAUAACCAGGAAAAUAGGAAUCCCUGGUGGGUUUCUGAUUCCUGUGGUGAGAAGGAGAGUUAUAGGUCCUGGGGAUAGAAAUGGAGGUGGCCUGCUGAUGAGAUACCUGCUGGUGAGCCCAGAUGUGGGACAUUCAUGUAGACAGGGGGCAGGGUUUGUUGACAGUGCCAGCAAGCAGGGAGUUUUAAGUAUUGGAGUGGGUCAGCAAAUUGUAGUGCAUGUUGGUUCCUUUACACAGCUUGAAAAGGCAGGCUGCACAGACCAAACUCUUGACAGUUGAGAUGUGGUCAGGUGAGAAGCUACAUUUCCAUUACAAGUUGGAACUCAGUAGAAUCAAACCUUGUUAUUUUAAAAUCUGUAGACUAUAAACCUAAGUUAAUUCUUCCCCAAACCACAAGCAUCUGUGAUGGGGGUAGCCAAGCUGUUAAGAUGGCAGGAGGCUGGUCAGUGUCAGGUUGGGUUGGGUUGUAGGGCUGAUGGGUGGUAUCAUUGAUUGGCUCUUCUCAGUGUAUGGAUACUGGGCUAGGCCUUGGGUUUUACUCACUUUCAGUAUAACUUGCCAGUAUUGUUAAGGUAUUCAAAGCCUUUCUAGAUGGAGACAGGAAACCUGACUUGAACAUAUGGUAGGCGUGCCUCUGUAAGAGUCCAGGCUCAUUCUGAGUUGAUGAAAAGUCUUGUUUGGACAUAUGCAGGGUUUGGCUCCCAAACACUCUUGGUGGGGUGGUCAUCCCAGGCAGUACCAUUAACGACUUCCCUGAGACAAGCAUGAGUUGUGUCCUUGAGUAAAACACCUGGCCAUGCAUGGUUGUGGUGGGCCAUUGCUUCUGCUGCUUUAGAGCACCAUGGACCUGGCUGGUGCUCAGUAGACCAUCACCUUCUGGACUCCUCAUGGCACCCGGGUCCUUCACCUUACCAUGUGCAUGCAUGACUUGCAGUAGAGCCCACUGACUGCAUGGGAGUGCCCCGGCUAGUCUGCUGCCUGGUCGCUUGCGGGACUUCUUAGUCAAGGCUGAAAGGUCUAUUUUGGCCACACAGUGAAAAGUGAACCACAGAUGGAGCUUCUUGCUGAUCACAUUGACACUGUCUGUGUUUGGUUCGCUGGGCUCCUAGAUGCUGUGAGCGUGGCAAGCACAGGAGGUGGCCCUGUGGAAGGCCGAGGCCUUGCCUUUCCCAUAGUCACCUAGGUCUUGUCUUUCAACUUGUUGGUAGAAGUUACGAAUUAUUCUCAAAGCUGUCUGUCUCAUCAUGAGGAAAAAGGAACUUCCUUUUGUUCAUAUUCAGGACUUAGAGGGUAUAGUGCCAUAAAAUGUAGCAAAGGGCCCUAUGGCCAGAUCAGUGUUACAUUGAUUCUAAGAUUACAGUAUCUGCCAUCAAACAUCUGCGUGAGGUGAAGGAGUGCGUGUGAAGAGGGGCUUGUGAGAAAGGAAGCAUUCCUCUUGCUUUAAACCAGUAUGUGCAGCAUAUGCUUUCUGCGGAAGUUUGCACAGGUAAGAGAAGCUGCCAGUGGAGUUCUGUGGAGACUGGCUUUGGGCAGCUCAUUAUUGAGGCAAUGGCAGGACUUGGGGAAGUUACAUGUGAGUGUUGUCGAGGCCUGUGGCCCUAGAAAAGGAAGAUGAAGCCUCUGCUGACUACUGUGUCCUCUCAGACUUGCCAGCCUGCAGGAGCCCAGUCCGAUGGUCCUUCCUAAUUCUCUGUGUAGUCAUUCCUUAAGCCCUACAAAGGGAGCGCAAACAUUUCUCACUGUGCUGCUGACGUUCUGACCUGGUGUGUCUGACAGUUGCAUCAGGCUUUGCAGAGCAAAAGUGAUUCACUUAAGUGUUCACACACAGCAACACUGAAAUCCUACAGACCAAAACCCACUUGUCAGCAGGAGCCGCGGUCCAGGCCCGACACCUGUGGUCUUCUAGCUGAGGCCAGCUGUGUUGGGUGAGGAGAGCCAUGCCAAGGGUCCAGGCUGCUUUAGUCCAUCUGUGCCCUACCCAUUUGGGGACAGGUGGUUUUUCUUGUAAACUUGUGGACUUUUGAAACCUGUUGACUAAAACAGUAAUUAAUUUAUAUUUGUGAAAAAUGCCACUGUCCUGGUGAUUUCUGAUGUAAAUAAUGUUGUUUAUAUAGUAUGUAUUAAAUUUUCCUACAUUGUAAAACUGCUGUAGUUUUGAUUCUUGUAUAUUAAAAAGU